AACGUAGUCAUGGAUUCAAAAAUUUGUUUACAGACUAAACACUAGAGUAAUUAAGUCGCGGUCUCCCAGUUAGAUUACAUUUGAGAAAAUAAUCUUUUUUUGUCUUUUGCAAUAGUAUAGAGAUUAACAGCGUCAAUUCGAGAAAAAAGUGAAUUUUGUUUAUCGUAUAAUGAAUUAGUUGUGGCGUGAUAUAUAAUGUUUCAAGUGAUAUAUUCUGAAUAGUGCGUUAUUUUUAUAAACCGAAGAUAAAAUUUUUCUGAAAUAUUAAUUUCAGUUAGUGGCAAUUUCCUCCACACUUUUAAAAUGUCAAGAAUUACGAAAACGAUUGAAAAUCCCGAAGUGCCUGGUCUCGAAAGUUUUUUUCCUCCACCUCUACCACUGCAGUCCAAAGCUACUCACUCUCCGCGGGAAGAAGAAAAGAUAAUUCCAACAUCAACACCAGCAAUAUUGGAUAAGAGUGGAGACGAGUCAGUAUUUUCGCAACCUGCACAAAAUCCUUUUUUUGCACCAUCGGAUGUCAAACAAAUCGCUGCUGUUGCACAACCCUGGUGGAUUCCCACGGAAUCUGACACGGCAGAUGUACCACAAAACUCAUCUUGGAUGGGAACAUGCACACCUUGGAUGGACUCAAACCAGAAGAAUGUUCCGCCCUGUGGCAAUGCCAAAAGCAAAUUACCUAAACGUAAAAGUGAAUCCAUAGAUCCAGCACAAGAUGCAGAAAGAACUGCGAUAGCUCAAAAACAUCUUUCAGAGCUAAUGAAACCACUACGAUGUGACCUCUGCAACGCUAUUAUGAAUUCUACUGUCCAAGCUAAAUUGCAUUACGAAGGGAAACCACAUCAAAAAAAAGUUUCCAUGUUCUUGAAUCAAAGUGUCAAGAAACUUAAGCCCGAAGAAGUCACAAGCACAUCAAAUAAGACCGACUGGAACACGUAUUGUGAUGUUUGUAUUCGCCAACUACUUCUCGACAUAAUGGUAUGCAAGACGUGGUUUACUUCGCUAAUAGAUGCAAGUCAGCAUUACGCCGGCAAAAAACAUAUCAGAGCCACGACAGGGGCAACCAAGCCUAAAACAAAAAAGCCUACGCCGGCUACUUUGCCAAUCGAUUCUACUGGUCGUUUUGGGAUAGGUAUGGCAUUUUCAAGUAAUGGAGUGAUAGAAAACCCUGUGGAUGUACUUACGAUGGCUCCAGUAGCAUCAAUAGUCGACUCUCCGGUGCGCAAUCACCCGACUCUCCAGUGGCCAUUUCCGACUUUUCGUUGUGAACUUUGUAGCGUAACCACGAAUCGACCUGAACAAUUAAAGGCUCACGAACGGGGUGCUAGACAUUUGAGAAUGUUGAAGCUGAAUAAUUUUGGGAAUCCUCAUGUCGAUGAAGUGGAAGAGAGUAUCACGCAAUCGACAUCAACUUCAAUAGAUUAUUCAAUUUACAGGACUCCUUCGGAAGUCAAGGAUUCGAUACCUUUUCGCUUCACUGUUGAAGUAUCUUGUUCUUCCAAUGAUUUCUCGCAGAUGAAACAUACAUUUGAAGCCAUUGUCAGUUGUCCACAAACAUACGAUGCACGAGUCGGAGUAUUUUGCCUCUCCACGGAGAAAUGUACAAAAACCUGUAAUCAUAAAUACAUAUAUAUUGAAACGGCACUCCCUUUUUCACUACACACAAAAUGACAUUUGAAUCACGCGCCACGCGAGCUGGUACUCAGCCGCUCGACGCGACUCUCCGUGGCUAGGCGUGAAGGCUAUCGCCUCAUAGAAAUCGACUCUUUUCUUUCAUAAUUAUAUUUCUUUUGUGUUCCAACACCUCAAUUAAUACAAAAAUUACAAGAGGCAAUAAUUAAUUAAUUAAAACAAAUCAAAAAGUCAGUCGAAAAGACAAUAAAGAGAGUUCAGGUAAAACUUGUCCAGAAAACUCCAAUUGCGUGCUGGCUCCAACAGAAAUGACCAGUCACGAGCGAGCAUUUGGUUCCAGGGGAAAUAAUGAUCGAAAGUGAUCAUAAUUUAUUCACUUAACGUUGAUUGAAGAAAACUUGCUUUAUUUAAGCUUGAAAAUGCAAAAUACAAUUUUUGUUCGCUAAAAGCAGUUGAUUUUAUACGAAAAUCAUUUAUUUUUCAAAAGCGAGGGAAAACAGCCUCUAGUUUGUCCAAUUACAGUUCGAGCGGGAAUUGGAGAACCAAUCCCAGAAUUUAGCAAUCGAAACUCUGGUUCGAGAUUAUUUUCUAAGCGAAUCAAAGUCCAAGUUAUUUUUAGAGUGAAUUAUCAUCAUUAUUCCUUUGUUCAAACGAGUAUAAAAGGCCGUGCGGAGCAACCACGGCAGCUCAUUUCUGAAUCAGCUCUCGCUUCUAGUACAGAGGUAGUGACUCUGGAAAACAGUGACUCUCGAGGAUAAGCUCCAACGAACCAAUAACCUUAAAAAAGUCCAAAUUUCACGCCGAGAGGGAGGGGAUUGUGCGAUUCCGUGCAGGCCAAAGAUUCGAGGGUGAAAUUCCUUUCCGAUCACGCUGAGAGGGAGGGGACUGAGCGAUUCCGUUCAGGCCAAAGAUUCAAGGGUGAUUUCCUAUCCAUUCAGUUUGAGAGGGAGGGGACCUUGCGAUUCCGUGGGGUCCGAAGAUUCUCAAACUUGAUCCAUCUUUCCUAUGCUAAAGAGGGAGGGGACGGUGCGAUUCCGUACGGUCUGCAGAUUCUUGGCAUAGGCCCCUUUUCCUCAACCCAUUUUUGAUUUUAUUUUGUUGGAAGCAAAAGAUUAGUUUAAUUUGAAAAUAAAAGCUUCAUGAUCCUCUUAGAGGCGAGAACUGAUUCCAUUCUCCAAAUUAUUUCAAUUAUUUAACAGAGACAAAACUUUGAUAGAAAAAGAAAAUUUAUUUUUGUUUGUCCAAAAAUUAAUCAAUCUCCGUUGAUUUGUAUCGAGUCAAUCCAAAAACAUCAGUCAAAAUUGUAUAGAAGCAGAAAAUUAAUCGGAUUGAUUAAAUUUGAGAAUUGAGACAAACAGGAAUUAAUUUCUGAGCUCACAGAUUAGAAUUUAUCAGAAUUGUCAAAAGAGAGCAGAAAUAAUUAAAUUGGACAAAUUUCUUGCACAAGUUUAUUGAAAUUAGAGAAAGAAAACCUAAAUUUGGACAAGUUAUUGAAUUUAGGGAGAUAUUCUCAUUUACACCAUAAAACACCAACGAUUUGCAUCACAACUUCUUUUGUAUACUAAAACCGAUGUGAAUAAACACGAUCAUUAUAAUUUUGACUACAAAUUUUCACUCUUUCGUU
This is a messenger RNA of Venturia canescens, 3253 nucleotides long. Its product is annotated as zinc finger protein 346. Gene Ontology annotation, molecular function: zinc ion binding; nucleic acid binding. The transcript has 9 exons. Lineage: Eukaryota; Metazoa; Arthropoda; Insecta; Hymenoptera; Ichneumonidae. Bases 304 to 1668 code for a protein of 454 amino acids. The record is from RefSeq and is a predicted model, not a curated record.